Molecule: messenger RNA, 2927 nt
Organism: Ceraceosorus bombacis
Lineage: Eukaryota; Fungi; Basidiomycota; Exobasidiomycetes; Ceraceosorales; Ceraceosoraceae
Source: the annotation of a GenBank genome assembly
AUGUCCACUACAGAAGCAGACGGCUCGCGUGCAGCUGGCAACGGCGGGCCAGACAACACCCUGAGUGUCCAGGACAAGCGUUCUGCGCAUGCUUCGCAGCCGGUAGUGACAAGUUCGUCGGGCACAGAGGAUGAUGAUGAGGAUCCUUUCGUCUACCAAUCCUCCGGAUCUCAUGCAGACGACGGCGCCUACAACAUUCCUGACGCCCCUUUGGAGCCAGAGGGCGAUUCAGCCGAUGGUGCUGAGGUGGAAUCCGCACCUGGUGCUGAUGAGAAACCGCCUGCUACACCAGACAAACCCGUACCUGCCCCACCGCAUGCUGCCAACAGAGCCAAGCAGAUAUCUCACCACACUCAAAGCGCUUCCCGAGACGAAUUGGACGAUGGAGAGAAUUCGGCGUCGAUGUGGGGCGGCAAGCCUCACCUCGAAUCUCAGAGUCGGCCACAAGAACGAGUGCACGCGAAUCACGAUGCACCAAGCGAAUCGUAUGAUGCACCUGCCAACAAAGCGCCAGAUGAUGGGGAUGCAUCACUUAGCGCAUCGACUGUAGCUCCCGUCAAGAGCGGAUUGCCAAGUUGGGAUGCGGCGCCAAGCUCGAGCAGUAAGAAAGGCACACAGGCAGAGGUGAGCAUAGCUUGUGACUUGGCGAAGCUCACCCUUGCCGCGCUGAUUGAACACUACGCACCUCUCGAGUCGCCAGGCCUAUGCCACACUACCUCCUGGAUCUCAUGGUCACAUUCACGUGACAGAUGCUCUCAAGUCAUCAGAUGGAGGUCCAUCCACCUUUAUAGUCUACGUCAUCUCGCUUCCGGCGCUGGGCAUCUCUGCCAAGCGUCGGUAUUCCGAAUUCGAAGCUUUCAGAGCAGCCUUGGUAGCGCUUCAUCCUACUCGCAUCGUGCCACCCCUUCCCCCCAAACACAGUCUGGGCGACUAUGCUGCUAAGCAGGGCAAGGCAAAGGAGGAUGCUACGAUCAUUGCUAGGAGGAGACGCAUGCUUGGGACCUUCCUCAUGAGAUGUGCAAAGGAUCCAGUGAUUGGCAAAGACGAAGUACUGCGACGCUUCUGCGAUGGGCGCGAGAGCUGGGUAAGUCGUCAGCGGCUUACGCUAUCGAGAAGCUUGUAGGGCUGACACCAGUAGCUCGUGCCUGAUUCUUCCUAGCAUGAGAUUAGCACUACGCCACCCGUGGCCAUCCUUCCAAAGUCUAACCUGCGAGCGCCAGUGCGAGACCCAGCAGAUCCGAAUGCCUCAUCCGCCUACGCAGCAUUGCCCAUUCCAUCCGCUGCAACGCCUUUGAGGAAUCCGAAUGGGCGAUUUGCAGACUCGGAAGCGUUUACCAAUCGCUGGGCUGCGCAUGUGGGCGGAAGCCUAGAGAGAUCAAACAGGAGGGUUACGAGGAGAUGGCAGGGUGAGCGAAGGCGAAUGAGGGAUGUGCUACCAUACCCUAGCUGACACCGUGGGUGCAUCUUUCGAUCUCUUCGAUCCCCAGAAUCAUCCUCGGACUACGCGGAGCUCGGUGCUGUUCUCAAUGGAUUCAGCCUGGGAGAAUCUGGCGACUUGGCAGCCGCGAUCGAGCGGACUGGGCAAGCUGCAGAUGGGACUUUCAUGAGCAUUGGAGAGAUGGUGAGCGGAAUGUCAAGACGACUACAGGCGACGGAGUCAGCCAUCCAGUGCAUGGACAUGCUGACGAGACUUGCAUGCUCUCGCCCCAGCUACAAGAGUGGGAGUCGACCUUCACAGAGCCCCUGUCGGAAUACGCCCAGUAUGGCGUGAUCCUGCAGAAAUUGCUCAAGUGGAGACAUCUCAAGCAUCUCCAAUUCGAGCUGGCUGAAGAGGCUGUGGAGAGCAAGCGUCAGCAGCUCGAUGACUUGGAGCGCGUCGAAGCUCACUCGACCAGAGUCACGGCGGCUCUGGACGCUGGGAACCGGAAUGUGUGGGAUGAGGGUUCUCUUGGGCCGAACUCGACCGCUGCACCCAUUCAAAGUCGCGAAGGAGUGUGGGAUAGCGUCAAUGCAAAGAGCAUGAGGAAGAGCGUAUUUGGCGCUGCUGCUGAGGAGGAUGAAGAAGCGGCGCCUCGGACGGAUGCCAACCAUGCGAACAGUAAUGCUCAUGGCGAUGCUGACGAGUGGGUAGACGGCGCAGCUCCUAGCCAGCCGGGGUCCAGCUUGAGCGGCGCAUCCACGCGUAGCGACUCGACGGCGCACAGCACAGCUGGGAAAGCUGCUGCUGCAGGUGCUCCAUCUGCCAAGACGGCGAUGAGCAAUCCGGCUGCUGUGCGAGCAGCUGCACCUCCGCGGCGCACCGGUGGCUUCUUGGGCGCGUUGAGUCACACGCUCAACAGCGUUUUAGAUGUGGAUCCAGAGUCCACGCGGAGGAGCAACAUCUCGAAGCUGAGAUCGAGCAUCGCAGAAUUGGACGAGGGCUUGUCUUUGACGGCAGACGAUCUCAGAUUCGCCACUAGCGCCAUUCAACAAAGCUUGGAUGGGUUUCAGAGGGACAAGGUGAACGACUUGAGGAGAAUGUUUAUCGGCUACGCCAAGUUCCAUCGGGAAUUUUGCAAAGUUGUAAGUUUCAUGCUUUUCACGUUGCUCCUGGCUCUUGCCGAACUCUCCACAACGUGUCUGACCCCCCCCCUUUUUUUUCCCCUUUCCCUCUCGCGCGAUCAUAGAAUCGUCAGAAUUGGGAAGAGGUGAGCAGAAAGAUGUGCAGGAACAUGUCGAAUUUUGAUGGACUGAUACGCUCUUGCGCACCCUGCGCUCUGACUGGCAGGCCAAGAAGCAGAUCGACAGCGUUCAAGCAGAAAGCGUGAGCGCAGUUUCUGCCUGUAAUGAGCGUACAUGUUCCCUUGGCUGAUGUGCUCUUGCUUUGCCAUCCAACACCACAGGCAAUGCCGGAGGCGAACCUUGUCAAAGCGCACGAGCGGUCGUGA